GGCGCAUGCGCAGUAGUUUGUUUACAAGCUGUGUUUCAUUUACUGCGUCAUAAAAUCAUCGGCUGGUCGAUAUAGUUUAGUGUUAUUAUAUCGAAGCUGCUACGAUGGCGGAUCGUGUUUUUAUCGCAGAUUACAUAAAAAAGAAGCGACGUAGAAAGGGAAAUCUUGAAUACUUGGUGAAAUGGAAGGGAUAUCCAACACGACACUGCACUUGGGAACCUAGAGAAAACAUACUUGAUGCGUCCUUGAUAAAACAGUUUGACGAGGAGGGCUAUGAUCCACGUAGGGUGAGGGCGGCCUGCCGGAAGAAGAAAAGGAGGCGAAGUGAGAUCACAGAGUCUAGGUCCCUUCCGCUCCCAUUCUACGAUUCUGACAGUGAACACGAGCCCAGGACGCCACCCCAUGAUCUUUUAAGCAAACAUAAAACCAAAGUGUCUCCGAUUUCAUUGUCAAAAUUUGGCGGCGUGUGGCAAGCAGAUGCCACGAGCGAGGAACGAGAUACUUUGUUUGAAAACGAGGCGGAUAAACGCACGGGACAAAAGAAACGGAAAAUCGAGUUGGAUAUUAUCGAUAAUAAAGAAAAUGAGGUCACCCUGCAUAGUCCGAGACAAGAACAACUGAGCCCAUUGUACGAAAAUGGCGGGAAAAGCUGCCACCCAAAAAUGCGAGCGAAGUACAUGUUUCGCACCGGUGAUUUUGAGAAUACAGAAUGGGGGUACGACUGGAGUAGCUCGGACAACGAGAGUUUAAAGGGGAUUGUGCAUAUUGAUAGUGAAAAAGCGCUUCAGUCAACAAUGACUGUGACACAAAAUAAUCCCGAGAACCGGAAACGCCUGGAUAGUUAUUGUGAAAUGUCUAGUAACGCUAGUGAAUCUACGAUACCCGCAAUUGAUGAACUUGAAGUCCCCCCUCUGGUAAUCGAUCAUGACUGGCAGGAGCCAGCCGGGUGUCCCUCUUUAGAAAACUCUUACUUCGAGGAAACCUUCUCUCCUAUAAAGGAGGAAGACGAAAACAUGCCCACACUAACAAACGAACACGCAUACCCUGAUCCUGAAAAAUACAACCUGACGCAACAACCGGAAAUGGACCAAUCUUACGAAAACGUUACACCGGAAGUAAACACUGACAAAGCGCGCGAGCACGUGUACGUUACGGAAGUAACAUUAGAUAACCUCACUGUGAUUAUCCAUGAAAGUGAUAAAAUGAAAGGCUUCUUUAGAUACCAGACGUAAAAAAAUACAAUAAUUUCUGCGGCUCGUGAUUUUAGAAGUUGAACUAGAGCCAAUUUUGCAUAUUAUCACACAUGUAACGGAGAAUGGUCCUGAAUUUUUCUACCUGCAGAUCUUAUAAAGAGGUCAUGGCCCUUCGUUUAAGAUACUAACUUUUGACUGGAUUUUCAAUAAGGGUCAAACACAUAUUUAUGCAUAUUGUUUAUAAUGGCAUAAUUGAAAUAUCUGAGUUCGAUGGCUUAUUGUGUAAUAGGGAAUUACAUGUAAAAUAUUUUCUAAUUUUUAUACUUCAAAACUUUGUUUCCAUUUGUUAUUCUUUGUUCAUAAAGUACAAAAAACAACACAUAUUUUAUAUGUUAUGAUAUUUUCAGAAUCCUUUGGUUUUAAUAAAAAGUGUAUCUAUAUUCUGAUAAAAAAUGUACCUCUUUUCUCGCAUUGUGUUGCAUGUCCAGAUUUAUAUAAGAUAAUUUCAAUAACUUCAACGUAUUUAUGAAACUUUAUUUUGACAUUUUAAAAAGCAUAACAUUUGUUUUUCUCAAAUCUUCAUUUUUAUUUAUUACUUAAGUAAUUCAGUCCAGAAACAAAUAAAAGUUUUACUGCAUUGUAUUUUUAGCUCACCUGUCACAAAGUGACAGGGUGAGCUUUUGUGAUCGCUUUUCGUCCGGCGUCCGUCCGUCAUCCGUCCGUAAACUUUUACUUUAAAUGACAUCUCCUCAUAAACCACUAAACCAAUUUCAUCCAAACUUCACAGGAAUGUUCCUUUGGUGGUCACCUUUAAAAAUCGUUCAAAGAAUUUAAUUCCAUGCAGAACUCUGGUUGCCAUGGCAACCGAAAGAAAAAACUUUAAAUAUCUUCUUUUAAAAAACCAUAAGAGCUAGAGCUUAGAUAUUUGGCAUGAAACAUCUUCUAGUGAGUGUCUACCAAGUUUGUUCAAAUAAAAGCCCUGGGGUCAAAAUUGGCCCCGCCCCAGGGGGUCAUUGAUUUUCCCUACAUGCAUAUAGUAAAAACUUAAAAAAUCUUCUUUUAAAGAACUCAAAGAGCUAUGGCUAAGAUAUUUAGCAUCAAACAUGUUCUAAUAGGUGUCUACCAAGUUUGUUCAAAUAAAAGCCCUGGGGUCAAAAUUGGCACCGCCCCGGGGGUCAUUGAUUUUCCUUAUAUGUGUAUAGCAAAAACUUAAAAAAUCUUCUUUGAAAAAACCCAAAUAGCUAGAGUUAAGAUAUUAAGCAUGAAACAUCUUUUAGUGAGUGUCUACAAAGUUUGUUCAAAUAAAAGACCUGGGGUCAAAAUUGGCCCCACCCCGGGGGUCAUUGAUUUUCUUUAUAUGUGUAUAGCAAAAACUUAAAAUCUUCUUUGAAAAAACCCAAAUAGCUAGAAUUUAGAUAUUAAGCAUGAAACAUCUUCUAGUAAGUGUCUACAAAGUUUGUUCAAAUAAAAGCCCUGGGGUCAAAACUGGCCCGGCCCCAGGGGUGUCAUUGUUUUUAACUAUAUGUGUAUAGUAAAAACUUUAAAAAAAUCUUCUUUUAAAAAGCCCAAUGAGCUAGAGCUUAGAUGUUUAGCAUGAAACAUCUUCUUAUGGGUGUCUACCAAGUUUGUGCAAAUAAAAGCCCUUGGGUUAAAUUGGCCCUGCAACGUUGGGGGUGGGGGUUGGGGGGCCUAUAUACAGGUGAGCGACCUCAGGGCCAUCAUGGCCCUCUUGUUAUUUAUUACUUAAGUAAUUCAGUCCAGAAACAAAUAAAAGUUUUACUGCAUUGUAUUUUUUUAUGUUUUUUUAUGAUUUUUAAUUGGAAGAACAUAAAUCUAGUAUGUUUAUAAUUUUGUGUAUACCUAUAAGAAAAGGCUGAUUUUGGUGUAAAACCUAAAUAUGUUCAUUUGUAUUGUAAGAUGUUUUCAAAUUUAUGUUUAUAAAUUUUUGAUAAUAUUAGAAACACAUGAGAAAAGUGGUCAAACGAUUGCUAGUUGAACAAAUAACGUGAUUUUAGCACAUCUAAGGCGCUUUAUGAAUUUCGUAAAAGUUGCAUGUGAUAUUAGAAUAAAAAGUGUAAAAAUGCAUUUCUCCGUUAGUCACGGUUUAGAAAUACAGAAAAAUUAUAAAUCCGGUCAAAUUUUUAAUAAAAUAGGCAUAUGAAUUUGUUUAAACCCUAUCUACACUAAAUAUCUAAAAAAAAAUGGACUUGUCUGUCCUCCAAUCUGGACAAAACCAUUAAUCAGUAAUAGGGGGAAAUUUCAAAAUGAGUUGUAACUGAAUAACGAACAGUGCAGACCUUAAUCAGACGACACGUGUCGGAUGAUCUUCGUCUGCACUGGAUCUGUUGCCUCUUGCAGACUUGCGGUAAAAUUCUUCACUAUUUGAUUUUUUUUCCUUAUUUCAAUUAAAACAAAAAGAUAAUUGUUUUUCUUAUCUGCAAGUAAAUAUCAACACACAUGACAUGAUGUGGCGGGGAGGGGUAAUAGAAUACUUAUUAGAGAUCGCUUAAAUGGGCAUAUUAUAAUCGCGAGUAAAUUAAAUUUUUACCCUGUUUAAACCGGAAGUAACUAGCCUUUGCCACCAGUGUAGGGUAAGACCAGCCUGCACUUGCGUGCAGUUUACUGUUUGCUGACAAUAUCCCCAAAACUGAUAAUGGGCAGUUCCAAAUAUGGAAGCUGGACAAGUCGAUUUAAGAAAUUAAGAGGGUUAAAAGUUUAGGUUUAAUUGUCUUACAUUUGAAAAUAACGAAAAAAACAAUUUUUGUAUAGUAACAUUUUUAAUGAUGUUUAUUUGUUUUGAAAGGACCACUUCACCCUAAGAAAGUGUGUUAUUACUUAUUGUUAUACAUGUAUGACCAACGGACCAGUAUAACCUUGUUAGUUAUAUAGAUAAAACAUGAUAACAUUAAGUAUGUGGUAAAACGUUAUAUACAAUAACAUACAUCUACAAAAUAGGUUAAGGUAUAAAUAACUCAUUUCGAAGAAAAACUAUUAAUGUUGACGUGAGUGUUACAAACUGUCCUUCAGGGUUUUAUGUGACAUCUUUUUGUAAUUGUGGUUAAUAAAUCGAAUAAAAGAG
Messenger RNA from Ruditapes philippinarum (Manila clam), 4272 nucleotides. RefSeq names its product chromobox protein homolog 8-like. The transcript has 5 exons. The coding region runs from base 105 to 1232 and encodes 375 amino acids. Gene Ontology annotation, cellular component: PRC1 complex. The record is from RefSeq and is a predicted model, not a curated record. Gene Ontology annotation, biological process: negative regulation of transcription by RNA polymerase II. Lineage: Eukaryota; Metazoa; Mollusca; Bivalvia; Venerida; Veneridae.